This is a messenger RNA of Dovyalis caffra, 732 nucleotides long. NCBI's taxonomy places the organism in Eukaryota, Viridiplantae, Streptophyta, Magnoliopsida, Malpighiales, Salicaceae. The record is from the annotation of a GenBank genome assembly.
AUGAAAAUAUCGAUCGGCUUUGCUACUCUUGUUCCCGUUCUUCUUCUUUGCUUGUCUCUUCCACCAACUAUUCCUCUUGCCUUCAACCACGGGAACUUCACCGCAGUUCUUUGCAACCCAACCGAGAGAGAUGCUCUCUUGAAGUUAAAGCAUGAUCUCAUUGAUCCUUCAAACCGAUUUGCAUCUUGGGUUGGUGAUGGGGAUUGCUGCAGAUGGUAUGGAAUAGUCCGUCAUAGUAGCACCGGCCAUGUCAUUGAGCUCAAUCUUAGAAGUCUCUCGUUCCAAGAAUAUGAUGAUGCCUUCCCCGAUGCCGCUCCUCGUGACUACGAAGAUUAUAUGAGGUUAUUCUUCCUUGGUGGUAUGAUUCCUCGUCAACUAGGAAACCUCUCAAAUCUUCACUAUCUUAAUCUUGAUGUUGGUUAUUAUCCUUAUGAAUCCUAUGUUGAGAAUUUAGAUUGGGUAUCCGGUCUUUCUUCACUAGAAUUCCUUGAUUUGAGUGGUUUGAAUCUCGAGGAACUUGAUCCGUUUGGGAAUCGAUUCAAUUCUUCGAUACCCAACUGGUUGUAUGGUUUUAGUCGUCUUGAGCUUCUCAACCUUAGAUUCAAUAACUUGCAAGGUGAAGUUUCAAGUGCCAUUGAAAACAUGACCUCUCUUAUCGACCUUAAAUUGUCGGGCAAAAAACUUGAAUUCAAUCGAGGAAUCCCCGCAUCAUUCAAAAGCUUUGUAAUUUGA